Molecule: messenger RNA, 168 nt
Organism: Eruca vesicaria subsp. sativa (arugula)
Lineage: Eukaryota; Viridiplantae; Streptophyta; Magnoliopsida; Brassicales; Brassicaceae
Source: the annotation of a GenBank genome assembly
AUGAAAUCAUCACAAAUAGCUCUAGCCUGCAUCGUCAUGCUCCCCCUUUUCGCUCUGCAUCAGUGUGCGUAUGGGUGUGAGUAUGGAUGUUCAAGAGGUGGAGAAAUCAAACUAUGGAAUCAAUGUACCGACGUGUUAUCAUGGCCCAUGCCAUGCUCUGGUACCUAA